UCUGUCCUCCUUUCCUGGUGCAGCCUGGGAAGAGAGAGGGGAAUGGAUCUGAUCAGCUUGAGUCGCCGGAGCUUUAACAACCCGCUUCUUUCAAGCCGUCCUUGACGGGACAUUCCGGGACAAGAUAGCGAGUCGGCCGGCGUGUGCCAUCAGCAGCUUGUGAGAUCUGGAGCUCUCUGAUGGCAGGUAGUGCUGGCUCUAGCUGGGACUGGGGAUGCUGAGUGGGGGGAGGGAGGGCCUGUUUGAGCUGGGACAGCAGCUCCAGCAGCAGGGGGAGUAUCAGGCCGCCCUGCACUGCUUUCUUAGCUGUCUGCUUGGACUGACCCAUGUGCAUAGCUUUACCUCUUUGCCAAACUGCUUGCACCAGAUUGCCGAGCUGUUCAUCACUGAAAAGAAUUAUGAGAAGGCCCUCCAGUUCAUCCAGGCGGAAAAAAUGUUCUACGAGGUCGCGCUGAUCGAGCUCACGGCUCUGCAAAGGACCACAGCACCCCAGGAGGAGUCUUCACUUUGCUCAGCAGGAUGGGUUUCCCCAGAGGAGCUUUCGGAGCAGGCCUCCCAGGCACAGCACCUCGAGCGGCUGGCCCAGCUCUGCAUAAUGAGCAAACAACCUCAUCUUGCACUGGAGUACAGUGGUAAGGCUGCCAAGAUCCACCAGAGGGCCUUUGGUAACGACCACCCAAUAACUGCCAGAAGCCUGGAGCUCAUGGCCACAGUGUAUGUUGAGAUUGGCAAGACCGAAUAUUCAGACUCCCUGGGUCAUUGCAUGUCGAUGCUGUCAAAACGCUUCGCUGAUGAUGAAUCAGUUAGUCUCACGGUCAACGGUUUUCCUCAUUCACAUCAAGAAAAAGACUCAGCGGUUCGCCACAGAAAAGACUCUCGCCGCCAGCAGCAAGAUGAAGUACAAGUCAAGUCUCCUAAUGACAAAAUACCCACAUCGAUCCUCAAGAAGCCAAGUCCUCCUCACAGAUCUGACACUGAAUCCAACCAAAGGCGGAAAGGUGAGCGGAGGGUUCGAUUCCAGGAUCCUGAGACCACAGUACAUGACAUUCCUUCCUGUGACGACACAGGUGUUUAUGAGGCGACACCCUCCCGCCCUCAUCUGGUGCGAUUCAUCUGCCUCUUCCUGAUGAUGUCCUUCCUGGGCGUUGCCAUGUACUACACGGACCGGCGGCAUCCACAGCGAGCAUGUGAGCAGCUGGAGGCCACUCUAGCCGUCUACCUGCUUCACAUUAAGCAGCUUGUGUGGACCUGUUGGAUAUGGUUGACCAUGCAGUGAAAGGGACCAAUCAGAGGCAAAACAAACUGGCUGCAUCCCUUGACGUGAAACAUAUAGCUUUCAUGUUUGAAUUGUUCGAAAUUCUUUAUAUCCAGCUAAAAGUCCAUGCACUAGAAAACUCCAACCUCACUUUAUGAAUGAUUGCUUUUACUAAUAAAUCCUCACUAUCAUCUGCUGGAGAUGCUGGAGUGAUACAUUUUCCUGACUUUGGUGCAGGCAAUUCUUGAGUGACGUUGUGAAUGUGAGUCUGAGUAGGUAUCAUUCUUUCUAUAUACAGUGGCAUGAAAAAGUAUCUGAACCUUUUGGAAUUUCUCACAUUUCUGCAUAAAAUCACCAUCAAAUGUAAUCUGAUCUUUGUCAAAAUCACACAGAUGAAAAAAACAGCGUCUGCUUAACUAAAACCACCCAAACAUUUAUAGGUUUUUCAUAUUUUAAUGAGGAUAGUAUGCAAACAAUGACAGAAGGGAGAAAAAUAAGUAAGUGAACCAUCACAUUUAUUAUUUUGUGCCCCCCCUUUGGCAGCAAUAACUUCAACCAGACGCUUCCUGUAGCUGCAGAUCAGUCUGGCACAUCGAUCAGGACUAAUGUUGGCCCAUUCUUCUCUACAAAACAGAUUCCUGGGAUGUCUGGCAUGAAUCGCUGUCUUCAGGUCAGGCCACAGCAUCUCAAUGGGGUUCAAGUCUAAACUUUGACUUCCAGAACAUGUAUUUUUUUCUUCUGAAACCAUUAUGUAGUUGAUUAACUUCUGUGUUUAGGAUCGUCUUCUUGCAGCAUCCACCCUCUUCUUACCUUUAAUUCUGUGACAGACGGCCUCAGGUUUUCCUGCAAAACAUCCUGAUAAACCUUUGAAUUCAUUCUUCCAUUAAUGAUUGCAAGUUGUCCAGGCCCCAAGGCAGCAAAACAGCCCUAAAUCGUGAUGCUCCCUCCGCCAUGCUUCACGGUGGGGAUGAGGUGAUGAUGUUGAUGAGCUGUUUUUCCUCCACACAUGACGUUGUGUGUUACUCCCAAACAAUUCAACUUUGGUUUCAUCAGUCCUCAAAAUAUUUUUGCCACAACUACAGUGGAGAGUCCAAGUGCCUUUUUGCGAAUAUUAAAUGAGCAACAGUUUUUUUUUUUAGACAGCAGUGGCUUCCUCCGUGGAGUCCUCCCAUGAAGAUCAUUCUUGGCCAUAGUUUUACAUAUAGUCGCAUUGUUGCACAACAAACAUAAAAUCAGAGUUGUGCAAGAAUAAAAGUUACACUCAUGUAAAGCUGUCAGAACACGAGGGGCGAAUGAAAAGGACGCUGGGAUACAGACAUACACAUACAGUGGAGGUGAGGUCCCUUUUAGCCAAUUGGAUGCCAGGAAUGCUAGGCAGUAGCCAAUGGCAGAGCAGCUAUGUUAUGUUCAUUAUGUAUCCUGAUAUUUAUUUCGUAACGAGAGGCAAUAUUUUCGCAUUGAGGCGUGUCCUAACCUGAAAAUUCUGUAUGUAGAAACGUUCGUAAGUGGAGGAACCACUUAGAGAUGUCCCGAUCACAUAUUUUCUUGCACCCGAGUCCGGGUCACCUCAUUUUGAGAAUCUGCCGAUACCGAGUCCCAAGCCAAUACCAAAAAAGUAUUGUUCAAUAAAAAAAUAUAUAUUUUAAACAUGUUACUGUCCCACCGUACCCCACCUUCAUAAUGUGAAUUAUUUUUAAACGAGGAAAAUUCUUCUCCAUUUUUUAAAAUAAAAUCCCGAUCCUUUUCACCCGAUUCCAAUCCUCCGAAAAAUGGCGUGAUGGGCCCAAUUUCCGAUCACGUGAUUGGAUCGGGACAUUCCUAAUACCACUGUAUCAAAAACCUCAAAUAUGGGUUACACAUACCCGUGUUCAUAAUGUGCGUGUGUGCGUGCGUGCAUGUAUGUAUACAGUAAAUUCACACUGUAUUGCUGUCACUGCUAUGUAUGACUCCCAUUCUUACGUUUUGUUUUGUUAAUGCACACAUGCCGCUUUCCACAGUGGAUUACUCAGAUGCAGAUGUAUAGUAAUUGAUUUUAUUUGAAUGCAAGUAUUUAUUUUGUAAAUGAUUUGUGUACACAUGACAUGAAACUAAAUGUGUUUGCGCAAUGCACUAACAAAUCUAUUACUCAGUUCUGCAUUUAUCCCUGAAUGAAUGUAAAUUUAAAUAAAUAUGUACGCCAAAUUCAACACACUGCAUAAUCGUAUACAAGAGCUGCAUCAAUAAGACGCUCAUCAUAAAAGAUAAAAUUGCUGUAUUAAUUUGAGAUGUUUUUGGUUAUAUUUGGCAUACUGCAAUUAGAAAUACAUUGUUAUGAAAAAGUAUCUGAACCUUUUGGAAUUUCUCACAUUUCUGCAUACAAUCACAUUCAAAUGUGAUCUGAUCUUUGUCAAAACACACAGAUGAAAAAACUCUGCUUUAACUAAAACCACCCAAACAUUUAUAGGUUUUUCAUAUUUUAAUUAGGAUAGUAUGCAAACAAUGACAGAUUGGGGAAACAUAAGUAUGGUAAGUGAACCAUGACAUGUAAUAUUUUGUGCCCCCCGCCCUCCUCCUUGGCAGCAUUAACUUCAACCAGACGCUUCCUGUAGCCGCAGAUCAGUCUGGCACAUCGAUCAGGACUAAUCUUGGGCCAUUCUUCUCUACAAAACUGCUGUAGUUCAGUCAGAUUCCUGGGAUGUCUGGCAUGAAUCGUUGUCUUUAGGUCUUGCCACAGCAUCUCAAUGGGGUUCAAGUUUGGACUUUGAGUUGGCCACUCCAGAACGUGCAUUUUGUUCUUCUGAAACCAUUCUGAAGUUGAUUUACUUCUGUGUUUUGGAUCAUUGUCUUGUUGCAGCAUCCAUCCUCUUUUUAGCUUCAACUGUCUGAUAGACGGCCUCAGGUUUUCUUGCAAAACAUCCUUAUAAACUCUUGAAUUCAUUCUUUCAUCAAUGAUUGCAAGUUGUCCAGGGCCUAAGGCAGCAAAACAGCCGCAAAUCAUGACGCUCCCUCCACCAAGAUUCACGGUGGGGAUGAGGUGUUGAUGUUGGUGAGCUGUUCCAUUUUUCCUUCAAACAUAACAUUGUAUGUUACUCCCAAACAAUUCCAAUUUGGUUUCAUCACUCCACAAAAUAUUUUGCCAAAACUUCUGUGGUGUGUCCAAGUGCCUUUUUGCAAACAUUAAGCAAGCAACAAUGUUUUUUUAGAAAGCAGUGGCUUCCUCCAUGGAGUUCUCCCAUGAACACAAUAUAGUUGAUGUGGGCACAGAGAUAUUGGACCAGGUGUGUGUUUUAUAGUGGACAGGGCAGCUGUAAACCACUCACCAGUGAUUGGGCACACACCUGACUUAAUUUGUUUGAUAAAAAUUGGUUUCAAUUGCUCUUUAAGUCUUGUUAGGCAGAAGAUUCACUUACUUAUUUUUCGCCCUUCUGUCAUUGUUUGCAUGCUAUCCUCAUUAAAAUAUGACAACCUGUAAAUGGUUGGUUUUAGUUAAAGCAGAAUCUGUUUUUUCAUUUGUGUGAUUUUUACAAAGAUCAGAUAACAUUUGAUGGUAAUGUGAGGAAUUCCAAAAGGUUACGAUACUUUUUCAUACCACUGUAUGCAUUGUUAGGUGAACAAUUUUAAAUAAUAAGAGUGCCAUGCUCCGUGUUAGGGCAUUGUUUUGAUGCAGCACAUGUAUAAUCCUCAUUACCCUUGUGUAGGUGUAUUUAAUAUGGCCUGUGAGUGCAUUUGGCAGUGGUAAUUUGUGUGAAAUGAGGAGGAGGAUACGGGCUCCUCAGUGACGAUGCCUGGGAGAUUACUUUCUGUCACAUUGCAACACUUUUGAAACCAUCCCUAAUCAUAUUUCUAAAUUGUCGUAAAUUACAUUUCUUUCAAAACGCAAUAUUCAGUUUGCCUUUGUGAUGCUAAUCUAGCUUGGUUUGUUUGAGGGACAGUGUUCAAUAGAGUUGUCUGAUAAUGUCUUUUAACCGAUAUCCCGAUAUUGUCCAACUCCAAAAAUCCGAUAUCAAACCGAUACCGAUAUAUGCAAUCAUGGGCUUAACAUUUUAUGGCCAAUUGUAUUCUGAUGCCCCACUGGAUGCUGUAAUAAUGACCAUGUUCACAUAACAAAUCCCAAGCAUCUUAGGUUGGCGACAUCUAAUGGUCAAUAAGCAUAACUACUGUGCUAAACUGUGACCAGCCCUUGUACAAAGGCAGAAGGCUUCUACAUUCAGUCUGAAGAAAACAUGCAUAUCGACCCAAAACAGAUGAUGAAAAACCGAUGUCGAUAUGAUCCGAUAUCAUUUUAAAAUGCUUUUAUCGACAACUCUAGCGUUCAACUUACACAAAGUUAUUUUGAGGCGAAACACAGAUGACAAAUAGAAGAAUUAUGUGAGUUCCCUUUAUCAAAGCAUAAUUGAAACCACCAUGUACAUUUUUCACAAUGUGUACCUCUCAUUAUGAGCAAUAACACACAUUUACCAUUCAAACACAGUUGUUCAUGUAAUAGAUUUGAUGAAAAGUGCAUUAUGUCAAAGCAAUAUUAACUAUAAUGCUAGUAUGGAAGCAAAGACAUUUUGUAAAAAAACAACAAAAAAAAACAAAACACUGGUCGUGAAGAAAUGUGUAUGCACAGUUUAGCUUGGCUGCUUUUAAUGUAUCGUCACUUUGUAAGAAGUGCCUUUGUAAGAAGGGUUUUCUUGGUCGCUUCUCUCCUGAAUUCAAUUGUUUUGAAUAAAAUGAAUCAAAUGGUUUUGUGACAUGCAUUCAUUUCUGCUUUUAUAGCAUGAAUUUCUAAUGCUGACAGUCCAUGGUAAGGAGUCUGCUUGAGAUGUGCAAUACAAGUUGCUAAAAUCAUUUCAGCGCGGAUGGCAGUUAAUAAUUUUCAUAACUAUAUCGCAAGUGCGGGAACAUCACAAAAGCAGUUUUAGCAUUUUUGCUGCCGCAUGCAAGAUUAAGUGUAGACCUACGUUACCAUAAAACAAAAGUCACAUUUAUCAGUGUAUACAGUAAGACGCAAUAUAUUAUCCUAAAAGCCACUGAACUGUAACUUAGUCAUGCGUUUAGUCUCAUGCAUAUGGUUCACAAAGACAGUAAAGUAUCGAGUAAUAUGAUAAUAUAGUAUGUCCAUGUAUCAGUAGCUAGUAGGGGUGUGAUAAUACAGGUAGUCCCCGGGUUAUGACAAAACCUACUUACGUGAGUUCGACUUUAAUUUUUUUUGUUGCUUUUUUUAUAAUGCUGGCUUUUGUUUUGUGAUGCGUUUAUUUAGUCGCAGGACGCGUAGAGCAGGUAGUACUAACGGCGCGUGAGUAAGAGUGCAUGCGCACACAAAGAAAAAUGUGUGCGCACACGAAAAAGAGCGCACGGGAAUGCGCACACAUGAGGAUGAGCGCAUUAGUUCCAACAAAGAAGUCACACAGGUGAGUGAGAAAGAGAGGGAAACCCUGCUAGCCUGUACUCACAUUUGUCUGUACGGUGGAUUUUAUUAAUGUAAAUCCACUUACGAGAGUAAAAAAGCUUAACCGUUUGCAGUAGGAUGAAAAAGUAUCUGAACCUUUUGGAAUUCCUCACAUUUCUGCGUAAAAUCACCAUCAAAUGUGAUGUGAUUUUUAUCAAAAUCACACAGAUGUAAAAACAGUGUCUGCAUUAACUAAAACCACCAGAACAUUUAUAGAUUUUCAUAUUUUAAUGAGGAUAGCAUGAAGACAGUGACAGAAGGUGAAAAAAUAAGUGAGUAAACCAUCACAUUUAAAAUUGUGUGCCCCCCCGUCUUGAGCAGCAAUAACUUCAACCAGACGCUUCCGAUAGCUGCAGAUCAGUCUGGCACAUUAAUCAGGACUAAUCUUGGCCCAUUCUUCUCGACAAAACUACUGUAGUUCAGUCAGAUUCCUGGGAUGUCUGGCAUGAAUCGCUGUCUUUAGGUCAUGCCACAGCAUCUCAAUGGUGUGAACUUUGACUUGGCCACUCAAGAUGGAGUUUUUGUUCUUCU
This is a messenger RNA of Corythoichthys intestinalis (scribbled pipefish), 7199 nucleotides long. RefSeq names its product chromosome 15 C14orf180 homolog (gene c15h14orf180). The record is from RefSeq and is a predicted model, not a curated record. Gene Ontology annotation, biological process: positive regulation of Golgi to plasma membrane protein transport. Gene Ontology annotation, molecular function: connexin binding. Lineage: Eukaryota; Metazoa; Chordata; Actinopteri; Syngnathiformes; Syngnathidae. The transcript is spliced from 10 exons. Gene Ontology annotation, cellular component: plasma membrane; transport vesicle; trans-Golgi network. Bases 215 to 1276 code for a protein of 353 amino acids.